Molecule: messenger RNA, 1997 nt
Organism: Acromyrmex echinatior (Panamanian leafcutter ant)
Lineage: Eukaryota; Metazoa; Arthropoda; Insecta; Hymenoptera; Formicidae
Product: sarcosine dehydrogenase, mitochondrial
Cellular component (GO): mitochondrion
Molecular function (GO): protein binding
Source: RefSeq, a predicted model, not a curated record
UGAUAAAAACUAAUCUCAUGGCGAAAUUAGUUUCUUUUAUUACCGUUAUAUGUCUUUCUCAACAAUAUAAGAUAUUUUUAGUGUAUAAUAAUAAAUAUAAUAACGCACACAUUGCAGAAUUAUGAGCAAAAAAGAAAAAAACAUAGAUAACAGAUUGAGGAACACUUGAGCAACCAUGUAGCACUUCAUGUAAAUUCCUCUCCUUUUAGUAUUGGUUUUCUUAUUUUACAUAUUUGUAAACAUAUUGAGUAAUGUUUUUGUGAUUGACGUCAUUCGUAAUCUUUUUCGGGCGAAAAGCAGUACGGAAGCAGCAAUCGAACACGGUACAUGCGAACGCGGACAUCAUAUAUCGUGGAUAUCGUGAGUGAAAGAGAAGUUAACAUUGAGAAAUUUGAUGAUUCAAUGAAAAAUUCUUUGAUAAUGUACAUACGUAGACAUAUACAUAUAUAAGCGGAUACGUUGUAAAUAGAAUGAUUGUACGUUGUAAAGAAUGUACCACAGCUAGCAGACUGUAGUUCAAUCUGAGCAAUAUUGAGAUCGCACACAAGCUGUCUUUACAAAGCAUACAAAAUGCUUCGUUUAGCAAGAAACAAGUUACUUAAAUGGGGUCUCGGAAAUAAUCGAACAGUCGCUACAUUUAAAGAAAACGAGACAAAGAACAUCGAUGUUCCUAGCAAUGCCGACGUUGUAAUAAUAGGUGGUGGUAGCGCUGGUUGCAAUGCACUUUAUCAAUUAGGAAAACGUGGAGUUAAUGCAGUACUUUUGGAAAAAUCUAAGCUUAUAUCUGGUACAACAUGGCAUACAGCAGGUCUCCUGUGGCAUCUACGCGGAAUAUGCGACGUUGAGACGGAAUUGAUAAAAGCUUCGCGAUUGCUUUACGCAUCUUUACAAGAAGAAACAGGUAUAAAUCCAGGAUGGAUAAACAAUGGUGGACUCUACAUCGCUUAUUCUCCUGAGCGAGUAGUCGACUACGAAAGAUUAAUUACUAGUUGUAAGAAUUUUGGUAUCGACGGGUACAUGAUUGAUCCAGUCGAGGCGAAAGAAAAAUUUCCCCUCAUAGAUAAAAAUGCAUUUCAAGCUGCGAUGUAUUGUCCAGCGGAUGGUACGAUAGAUCCUGCCAUGUUAGUAAAUGCAUUGAAAAAAUCAGCGGAAAGAAACGGUUGUAAGGUCAUCGAAGAUUGUCCGGUCACUAAAAUUCUCGUAGAGGAUAUUGACGGACAUAAAAUCAUUCGUGGAGUAGAAACGCCUCAUGGUAUAAUAAAAACGGAUGUUAUACUAAAUGCGGCAGGAGCAUGGUCCGGAACAAUAGCGCGAAUGAUAGGAUUGGACAUCCCAUUAGUACCGAUGAAACACGCAUACAUUGUUACUGAGCCGAUGAACGUACGAGGGUUGCCAAAUAUUCGAGAUCCCGAUUUUAAUAUCUACUUUCGAGUGCAGGGUGGAAAUAUAAAUAUCGGAGGAUACGAGCCUAAUCCUAUCAUAUUGAAAUUUCCGCCAGAAGACUUUUCCUUUAGUUUGUACGAGCUGAAUUGGGAUGUAUUCAAUACUCAUAUUGAAGCGAUGAACCGUUUGAUACCCACUUUAGCAACUGCUGGAAUAAGGACAACUGUAUGCGGCCCAGAAAGUUUCACUCCCGAUCACAGACCUAUCAUGGGUGAAGAUCCACGCUGCACAGGUCUUUAUUAUUCUUGCGGAUAUAAUAGUGCCGGGAUGAUGUUUGGAGGUGGUUGUGGAGAACAAAUAGCAUUAUGGAUAAUUAAUGGACGACCGGACAAACACAUGUUCAAUCAGGACAUCAGGCGAUAUAUACCAGAACAAAAAAAAAAUUCAAUUUGGGUGAACGAACGGAGUCAUGAAGCUUAUGCAAAAAAUUAUAAUAUUGUUUUCUCACAUGAUGAACAUUUAAGCGGUAGAAAUUUGAAGACAGAUCCUUUCCACAAUGUAAGUUAUACUUUAUGUUAAUUUAAGCUUUACUUUUCAAUUAGAUUGUACAUCCU